This is a messenger RNA of Umbelopsis ramanniana AG, 3012 nucleotides long. RefSeq lists its product as uncharacterized. The coding region runs from base 41 to 2878 and encodes 945 amino acids. Gene Ontology annotation, molecular function: RNA binding. Gene Ontology annotation, biological process: circadian rhythm; regulation of DNA-templated transcription. Gene Ontology annotation, cellular component: nucleus; catalytic step 2 spliceosome; cytoplasm. The transcript is spliced from 6 exons. The record is from RefSeq and is a predicted model, not a curated record. Lineage: Eukaryota; Fungi; Mucoromycota; Umbelopsidomycetes; Umbelopsidales; Umbelopsidaceae.
AAAACAUUUCGCAUCUCUUCUUCACUUUCUGCAUGGGACCAUGAUAUCCCCUUCGGUUCAGCCUUCCCAUGGCUCCGAUACCAACAUGUCGCAAUCAACAAUAUCAACAAAUAACAAUAUGUCAUCCUCUAGCGAAGAAAAUCAAAUACAAAACUGUACAAGCGAAGCUGGUUCCUUCCCAGAGCUAUAUCGAAAGACAUUGUCAUCGGUACCGCCCCAUAAUUAUGGAAAAUCAGAUGCAUUGAACUCUAAUUUUGUGGAGCGCUGGGCAUCGACGUCCCAGCCUGAAGAUGACGAUACCGAUGUCGAUGGUAAUAUCCCAAUGCGGGAAAGGCACAUUACUGACACCGAUACGUCGUCAUCAAGUGGACCGGGUAGCGGAGACAUUCUGAGUGAUGAAGACCGAGAACGGCUUGGUAGCAUACAACGUGGUGAGAAUACUGCCAUUGUUGGAUGGCUAAAAGAUAUUGGAAAUCACAAAAAGCGACAACACCAGCAUAAUCAUGGAGGUCAUGACAAAAAUAAGCAGCAAUAUGUAUGCCCUCAUCACAAACAAGUUCAAAUCAACGGCUACCAAAAACGCAACGGUGUUUCUAAUGUUCCCGCUCAGACAAAAAAUAGAGCCGACGACGAGGUUGAUCUUUCGGGGUUCGAAGACAGUAACAACAGUCAAUACGAUGGCAUGGACAGUGCAACCGGUCCAUGUAUCGACAGUAGUGAGACUUCAGAGAGUACAUCCUCUAAAAGUUUUGAAAGCGACCAGCUUAAGAAGAAUACACCUCAUCGUAAUUUACGAAAGCGGCCGCGCGAAGAAGACUCCCCUGCAUGCACUGAUAUAAUCGAGGAUCUUACUAUAAGAAACAAGAAACUGAAGAAGCGGUUGAAACGCCUAGAGGAUCUGUAUCUCGGUCAUAGACCCCCAGCUACAAGCGAAUUGUUUGAAGUCCGCUAUAUCUCAAUGCCACAGCACAAAAAGCGUGAAUUGGAAUCAUAUUUAAGGGAAUUUGCCACGCAUAUUCGUCUAGACAAUAGGUCUCCUCAAUCCAAAAGCGGCACUAGCGGAUCGUCGUCAGAAGGCUUAAACGAGCAACCUUCCCAAACAUCGUUCAACUCAAUGUUAAAAUAUAACAACGAUUUGGCAUCGCAAGGGCUUGCUCUAGAAAUCAGUGAUUCCCAAAUACAACCGACACCAUGGACACCUUCGCAGGCACUAAUUUGCGAAGUCGCCAACGUAAUAGAAGCUACCCUGACCAAGCCCAAUUUGCAACAGCGUGAUGUCAUACGGAGUAACUCAAUAGAUGGCUGGUUACCACUACAGAGCCUCUACAAAGCCUCCAACGAUUUGAACGAAAUGAACAUCCCACUAAGCUACCUCCGACAUUGCUUACGAAGGGGUAGUCGUCAUUUAGAAUUAAGCAAAGAUCAAACCAGAGUGCGUCUGAAACAUGUCGUUAUGACUGGAGAUAGCAGUAACAAAGAUACUGGAUCUGACUCAACUGGCUCCUCCUUUUCUGGAAACAAUGUUUAUGGGUCGACAUUUUGGUCCCUACGGACCGAUGUUCAACCUACUCAUAAUAUAAACCAUGACGCAUCCUCGAAGACAGCUGGACAAAUGCUGUCUGUCAAUCAUGACGACAGUAGCUAUUUCCGACCUUACACACCAUGCUUUUCAAAUCGAAAUGUUGUUUCUUCUGUCUCCUCAAAAGAAGAGUCUGACCCAUCACGAAGAAGAACGGACUCGUCAAAUUGGUCGUCAGACGAUCAAUUGAUCGCCAAUAUGACGGUCUCAGAUGAUUUAACUGAUGAAAGCAUGGACAAAGAAUUAUCACGCACACAGCCGUCGCAGAAUUCCUACAGUCCCAACAACGAUAGAUUAUCAACUCCGCAGUUUUCUGCUGAUGUGACCAAAGUAGCUCCCAUCAUCUAUGUUGAAGGGGGAACAUUUUGUCUUGAUUUAAGUCGGUUUCAAAAACCGCAUGAUAAGGGCCCAGAAGAAGAUGAUAUCCCAGAAUACGUCCGCAACAGCGACGCUGUUUUAGGAAUGAGCUGGGACGAAAAUUCAAAAUGGCAGGAUCUAUUUUGCUGGAACUGCGAAAGUAAACGCCACACCCUUCGAGACUGCAUUCAAAAAUUCGACGAUACUGUAUUGUGCAGAAAUGCAUUAGAAUUCGCUCGUAGAUACCCUGAUCAUCAAUGCAAUUUUCGACGUUACUUCGACGAAACUCGAUUGAGACAACAAGUCGAAGAUAUGAUUGUUGGCAAGCCAUCGGAUGCACUGAAGGAAGCACUGGGUGUUUCCAAAGACGAUCUCAUAAUGCCUUACUACGAUAACAUGAUAAAACAUGGCUAUCCGCCAGGAUGGAAAGGCGUUAUUCGUAAAGACGUUCAUAAAGAAGGCCACAGUAUACACAAAGAACCUUCUAACGCCCAAGGAAAACUUAAAGUGUGGGAUAACGGGCGACUCGUUCAAAUCAGCGCCUAUGAUAAUAACAGUUUACAAAGUGUACCUAACUCUGACAUUGCCAAAGCUGGUGGAGACGAUGGACCAGUCCAAUUUAGGGACGGUACUAGCAAGCCUGUCGUGGAUGGCAAAAUAGGUUCGCAUUACCAUGCAGCUGUUGGCGCAGAACAACGCGCAAAACAUAGCAACGAACCAAGGAUCAAAUUGGUCGAUUACCCCGGACUUCGCUGGCGCGAUGAAGAGUUUAAACCCACUAAUGAAUCGCAGACGAGUCAGACAGACAGUGGUAUUGGCUCUUCUCAUGGUGGAUCUGAGGUAUCCUUCAAAGUUUCUAAGGAUCAUCCGAAUUUGCCAAAAGCAACCAAAAUAGUUAACGAUAAACGUGAGGAUCAAUCUCAACCUAUCGAUACAAACUGAACCUGAAAAACCAUAUAUUAGUUACCAGUGCAAUCUUAUAUUGCCAUUGGUAACGCUGUAAAUAGCAUGUACAAAAAUUCCUACAUAGACCUUAUUUUUCACAAAAAAUAAAAAAGAAAAUAAUGAGAACACAA